Messenger RNA from Gekko japonicus, 663 nucleotides. Its product is annotated as gap junction gamma-1 protein. The annotation marks the transcript as partial. The record is from RefSeq and is a predicted model, not a curated record. Gene Ontology annotation, biological process: cell communication. Gene Ontology annotation, cellular component: connexin complex. Lineage: Eukaryota; Metazoa; Chordata; Lepidosauria; Squamata; Gekkonidae. The transcript has a single exon.
CUCAUGAAGAUUUACAUCUUGCAACUCCUGAGCAGGACGAUGUUUGAAAUCGGCUUCCUUGUAGGCCAGUAUUUCCUCUUCGGGUUUGAAGUCAGCCCGCAGUUCAUUUGUACCAGGAAACCAUGUCCGCACAAAAUAGAUUGUUUCAUUUCCAGGCCUACAGAAAAAACCAUCUUCCUGCUCAUCAUGUACGGUGUGAGCUGUUUAUGUUUACUGUUGAACAUCUGGGAAAUGCUCCACUUGGGUUUCGGCACCAUCCGAGACACGCUGAACAAUAAGCGGAAGGAGUUGGAGGACUCGGGGACCUACAAUUACCCGUUCACUUGGAAUACACCGUCUGCCCCUCCGGGCUACAACAUCGCCGUGAAGCCGGACCAGAUCCAGUAUACAGAACUGUCGAAUGCCAAAAUGGCCUACAAGCAGAACAAGGCCAACAUCGCACAAGAGCGGCAGUAUGGGAGCAACGAAGAGAACAUUCCCGCUGACCUGGAGAGCCUCCAGCGAGAAAUAAAAGUCGCUCAGGAACGCUUAGACCUUGCCAUCCAAGCUUACAAUAACCAGAACAAUCCCUCCUGUUCCAAGGAGAAGAAGGCCAAAGCCAGCUCCAAUAAGAGCAGCGGGAGCAGCCGAUCCGGGGAGGGGAAAACCUCCGUCUGGAUUUGA